Messenger RNA from Sander lucioperca (pikeperch), 3786 nucleotides. RefSeq names its product ankyrin repeat and FYVE domain containing 1 (gene ankfy1). Gene Ontology annotation, molecular function: metal ion binding; small GTPase binding; NF-kappaB binding. Gene Ontology annotation, biological process: Golgi to lysosome transport; retrograde transport, endosome to Golgi. The transcript has 25 exons. Bases 112 to 3612 code for a protein of 1166 amino acids. Gene Ontology annotation, cellular component: nucleus; endosome membrane. The record is from RefSeq and is a predicted model, not a curated record. NCBI's taxonomy places the organism in Eukaryota, Metazoa, Chordata, Actinopteri, Perciformes, Percidae.
AUCAUUAACGUGUUUUGAGAACCACUUGAACGCAGCACAACUGCCUACUACACUGUCUCUUCGUCAUAUCGCGAUAGAGACCAUCAGGCCACGGAGCUAACGCUGAGCAACAUGGCGGAAGAGGAGGUGGCCAAGCUGCAGAAGCACCUGGCCCUGCUCCGGCAGGAGUAUGUGAAGAUGCAGCAGAAGCUGGCUGACACAGAGAGGCGCUGUGCCGUGCUUGCUGCUCAGGCCCCUGGCCAGGGCUCCUCCACCCCUGCAGCUGCAGACACGUUCAUCAGCCGUCUGCUGGACAUCGUGGCCGACCUCUACAAGCAGGAACAGUACAGUGAUCUGAAAGUGAAAUUCGCAGGGGAGAAUCUCAGUGCCCAUAAGUUUGUGUUGGCUGCUCGCAGUGAUGUCUGGAGUCUGGCCAACAUGGCCUCCACCUCUGAACUGGACCUAUCUGAUUGCAAACCCGAGGUUGCCAUGGCAAUGCUGCGCUGGGCAUACACCGAUGAGUUGGAACUCACUGAGGACGAUGCCUUUCUCAUUGACUUGAUGAAGGUGGCCAACCGCUUCCAGCUUCAGCUGCUCAGAGAAAGGUGUGAAAAAGGCGUGAUGUCCUCCGUGAAUGUCAGGAACUGCAUUCGCUUCUACCAAACAGCUGAGGAGCUAAAUGCCACCACCCUGAUGAACUACUGUGGGGAGAUCAUAGCCAGUCACUGGGAUGAUCUGAGAAAAGAAGAUUUCAGCACCAUGAGUGCUCAACUACUGUACAAGAUGAUCAAGUCUAAAACAGAGUAUCCUCUCCACAAAGCCAUCAAAGUCGAGCGAGAAGAUGUGGUCUUUCUCUAUCUCAUCGAGAUGGACUCACAGCUACCUGCCAAGCUGAAUGAACUGGACAACAACGGUGACCUGGCGCUAGACCUGGCGCUCGCUCGUAAAUUAGAAAGUAUUGCCACCACUCUGGUUAACAACAAAGCUGACGUGGACAUGGUGGACCAGAGUGGCUGGAGCCUCCUGCAUAAGGCCAUCCAAAGAGGUGAUGAAUUUGCCUCCAUCUUCCUGAUUCGCCACUCUGCUCAGGUGAAUGCAGCCACAGUGGGGGCGGUGGAAACCCCACUUCACCUGGUCUGUUCUUUCAGCCCCAAGAAACACUCUGCGGAAGUGAUGAGCGGCAUGGCACGAAUCGCAGAGGCUCUGCUCAAGACCGGAGCCAACCCCAACAUGCAGAACAGCAAGGGCAGAACUCCGCUGCAUGAAGCUGUGGCAUCAGGGAAUGAGCCAGUGUUCAAACAGCUACUACAGUGCAAACAGCUUGACCUGGAACUCAAGGACCACGAGGGCAGCACAGCUCUGUGGCUGGCCCUGCAGUAUAUCACCUUGUCUUCAGACCCCUCGGUAAACCCAUUUGAGGAUGAUGCACCAGUAGAGAACGGCACCUCCUUCGACGAGAAUAGUUUUGCCGCCCAGCUUAUCCAGAGAGGAAGCAAUCCUGAUGCACCUGACUCUACCAAAGAAAACUGCCUCAUGCAGAGAGCAGCUCAGGCCGGAAAUGAGGCAGCUGCACUUUUCCUUGCCACUCAUGGAGCAAAGGUCAACCAUGUCAACAAAUGGGGUGAGAGCGCGCUUCAUACAGCGUGUCGCUGUGGCCUGGCGAGCCUGACAGCAGAGCUGCUCCAGCAAGGGGCCAACCCCAACCUGCAGACCCAGAAGGCUCUGCCUGACGACACGGUUGGUGUGGCUACGCAGACCCCACUCCACAUGGCCAUUGCUCACAACCACCCAGAUGUAGUCUCUGUCAUCCUUGAGCAAAAAGCCAAUGCACUUCAUGCCACCAACAACUUCCAGAUCAUUCCAGACUUCAGUCUCAAAGACUCCAUGGACCAGACAGUGCUGGGCUUGGCCUUGUGGACAGGCAUGCACACUAUAGCAGCUCAGCUGCUGGGUUCAGGGGCUUCUAUCAAUGACACUAUGUCCAAUGGACAAACCCUGCUUCACAUGGCCAUCCAAAGACAGGACAGCAAGAGUGCCCUCUUCCUUCUGGAGCAUCAAGCAGACAUCAAUGUCAGGACCCAGGAGGGACAAACAGCACUACAGUUGGCCAUCAGUAACCAGCUGCCACUGGUGGUGGAUGCCAUUUGCACAAGAGGAGCUGAUAUGUCUGUGGUGGAUGACAAAGGGAACCCUCCAUUGUGGCUGGCUCUGGAGAAUGGCCUGGAGGACAUUGCAUCCACACUGGUCCGCCAUGGCUGUGAUGCGACUUCUUGGAGCACAGGGCCCUCUGGCUGCCAGCAGAACCUCCUGCACAGAGCUGUUGAUGAGAAUAAUGAGGUCUCUGCUUGCUUCCUCAUCCGCAGUGGUUGUGACGUAAACAGCACCAGACAGCCAGGCCCUAACGGGGAAGGAGAUGAAGAAGCCCGCGAUGGACAAACUCCUCUACACCUGGCAAGCAGCUGGGGAUUGGAGGAGGUGGUGCAGUGCCUUCUCGAGUUUGGAGCUAAUGUUAAUGCACAGGAUGCAGAGGGCAGGUCUCCCAUCCAUGCUGCCAUUAGCAACCAGCACAACGUCAUUAUACAGCUCCUCAUUUCCCAUCCAGAUAUUCGUCUCAACAUUCGCGACCGUCAAGGAAUGACCCCCUUCGCCUGUGCCAUGACGCACAAGAACAAUAAGGCAGCCGAGGCUAUCCUCAAGAGGGAGCCAGGUGCUGCGGAGCAGGUGGACAACAAAGGACGUAACUUUCUCCACGUGGCUGUGCAAAAUUCCGACAUCGAAAGUGUCCUGUUCCUCAUCAGUGUCCAAGCUAAUGUCAACUCCAGGGUUCAGGAUGCAGCCAAACUCACCCCUCUCCACCUGGCUGUCCAGGCUGGAUCUGAGAUCAUUGUCCGCAACCUGCUGCUUGCUGGAGCCAAAGUAAAUGAGCUGACCAAACACAGGCAGACAGCACUACAUUUGGCUGCCCAGCAGGACCUGGCCACUAUUUGUUCUGUGUUGCUGGAGAAUGGAGUAGACUUCGCUGCUGAGGAUGAGAAUGGCAACAAUGCUCUGCAUCUGGCUGUGAUGCAGGGCCGCCUUAACAACGUCAGAACCCUUCUCACAGAGUCCAACGUUGAUGCCGAGGCCUUCAAUCUCAGGGGUCAGUCACCAAUGCACGUACUAGGCCAUUAUGGGAAAGAGAACGCUGCCGCCAUUUUUGAGUUGUUCCUGGAGUGUAUGCCUGAAUACCCUCUGGACAAACCAGAUAAUGAAGGGAACACAGUUCUGCUCCUGGCCUACAUGAAAGGAAAUGCAAACCUGUGCCGUGCCAUUGUGAGGGCUGGGGCUCGACUGGGCGUCAAUAAUAAUCAGGGCAUCAACAUCUUCAACUACCAAGUUGCAACCAAACAGUUGCUCUUCCGCCUUCUAGAUAUGCUGUCCAAAGAGCCCCCUUGGUGUGAUGGGUCCAACUGCUAUGAAUGUGUUGCCAAGUUUGGUGUUACAACGCGGAAACAUCACUGCCGCCACUGUGGGCGCCUGUUGUGCCACAAGUGCUCUAUAAAGGAGAUACCCAUCAUCAAGUUUGACUUGAACAAGCCGGUGAGGGUGUGCGACAUCUGCUUCGAUGUACUAACUCUGGGUGGGGUAUCGUAAUGCAGUGGCCUGGAUAUCCACCGCCCUCUGACACUAGCCAUGCCAGGCCCAACUUGGCACAGUUAUUCAGGCACACCAGGAGAAGGAGCAUCAGUAGCAGGACAUACUAACAAGAGAUUCCUGGACAAUUAUGGACCAUCAUCUUUAUACUAUUCCAGUCUAUAAAAUAAGAAA